This is a messenger RNA of Cryptosporidium muris RN66, 2301 nucleotides long. RefSeq names its product MIF4G domain-containing protein. The transcript has a single exon. Gene Ontology annotation, molecular function: protein binding; mRNA binding; translation initiation factor activity. NCBI's taxonomy places the organism in Eukaryota, Apicomplexa, Conoidasida, Eucoccidiorida, Cryptosporidiidae. The coding region runs from base 1 to 2301 and encodes 766 amino acids. The record is from RefSeq and is a predicted model, not a curated record. Gene Ontology annotation, cellular component: eukaryotic translation initiation factor 4F complex.
AUGACAACUGAGCAACAACAUCAACGUCAUAUCGGUGAUAAAAAACGAAGUAAUAGAAGGCCUCAUGAGAAAACACCAGCUUCUGUGACACCGCAACCUACUCCUUUAACUGGAAUAAAUAGAAAUAGACAGAAGCAUAGUAACAACAAUGGUGCAAAGGUAUCCAAUGAUACACUCUGUGGUAAUCAAAGUGAUAUGAAUAACAAACACAAAGUAAAUCGUAAUUACAAGAAUAUUACGAACUAUGGCUCUAGUGAGGAAAGUAGUUGGGACACUUUGAAGGAUAAGAACAAGUCUGGUUUAGAUAAUCAUAUCCAAUUAAGAAGAAAUAAGAACCAUGGAUAUACAAAUAAACAGAAUAGUGCUAAUUUAGAAAGUCAAAAGCUGCAGAAAUUACAAUCAGCUGGUGAUAACCACAAUCCUGAGACUAUGGAUAAAUCCCAGAAAUCUUCAAAAAUCAGUCACAAGAAGGAUUUUCACAGAGCAAAGGAGUCUAGUCAACAGGUAGUAAAUAGUAAUUGCAAUGUUGCUCCAUUAAAAGACUUAAAUGAUUCCCACAGUAAUAAUGAUGCUAAUAAUGUAGCAAAAAUUUCCCAUAAUUCCCUCGGGAAUAACUUGCAGAUGAAAGAUAUUGGUAAUAAUUAUGGUAAGGGAUCUAGUAAUAAACAAGUAGAUAACACACCUAGUGAUAUGACAAUGUGCCAGUUAGAUAAAGAUUCAAAUUCAAAAUAUUUUGCAAAGGAUCAACACUAUCGCCCCACUUCUAAUAAUACAGGGAGACAGCCUAAUACUGGCUAUUCUAGAUUCCGCUUUCAUGCUUCAGGUAGGAUUAAUAAUAAUAAUAAUAAUAAUAAUAAUAAUAAUAAUAAUGCUCCAAAAUUAAAGUCAAUAGAUAUAAUAAACAAUAAUAAUGGAGCUGGCAGCAUAUUAGAUGAAAAUAAGAAGAGAAAAAAUAGGAGGAGAUACUAUAAAGCUAAUUCGAAGGAUAAAUCUCGUAAUGAUAAUGUCGGGUCACCUCAAACUGUUUCAAUAGGUAAAGAGAAGUUUCAAAAUAAGGGUGAGAAACUUAUAAAAGAACAAGCUAGUGAAGACACUACAAAUAGAUGUGUAGAUCCAACUUCAGAUACAGCAGAUAUAGACAACAACCUAGGGAAUUUGGAUAUAAAUGCAGAUGCGUCUGUAUCGUUGCAAUUAAAGGAGAUUCCUAAAUCUGAACUUAAAAUAGUAGAUACUACAGUUAUAGAAGCACCUAUGACUGUGGAAGUAUUUGUAGCUCAGUCUAGUGGUUCAACUGAUAUGUCAUUAAAUAAAGAUGAGAUGAAUACUACUGUAUCAACUUCUGGAGGUUUAUGGCGUAGAGGAAAUGGGACAAUUCAUACAGACUCAUUGGAAGGAGUGCGCCGACAUGUGAAAAGCUUAUUAAAUAAAAUAACAGUCGAGAAGUUUACUGUUAUAGCAGAGAAACUAGCUUUGUGUAUAGAGGAAUUACAAAGUGUUGAGGAAUUGGAAGAGCUUGUAAAGCAAGUUCUUGAUAAAGCAAUUACAGAACCUGAUUUUUCUGAAAUGUAUGCUGAUCUAUGUCAAGUUCUAAAGUGGCGUAGCCCAUUAUUAGUAAAGGAAAAUAAAAGUGUGAUUAGUUUCAGUAAAGCAUUGUUAAUACGCUGUGAAUAUGAAUUUAAGAAUUUACCUAAAAAUAUGCGACCAACCGAAGAGGAAAUUGAGUUAUAUGGUAAUGAAGAACUUGUCAUUAAAUAUAGGAAACUCAAAGUACAUGUUUUAGGGAUAAUACGGUUAAUAGGUGAAUUAUUUAUACGCAAAAUGUUCCCAAUGAGAAGUUUAAAUGAGCUUGUUUUUGAUUUAGUCAUGCUUCAAGAACAUCCGGAUGAAUAUGCAAUUGAAUGUUUAUGUCAAUUAAUUAUGACUACUGGAUAUUACCUUGACUCAAAUGAAAAGUCUCAAAUGAUUGUAGACCAGUGGUUUGGCCGACUGAAGGAAUUACAGAAGUCACAAAUUUCUACAAGACUAAAUUGUCUUAUCCAAGAUGUUUUUGAUUUACGUAAACACAAGUGGGUAAAGAAAGUCCACAAACAAAAGGCAAAAGCUUUUGCUGAUAUACUUAAAGAUAUUGAUGUUGAAGAUGUUCUUGGUGGUGCUGCAAUUGCUGCUCAAUAUGGUUCAGUUGUGGUUGUUGGAGAACGCUCUAACCUUGUCGGUAAUGCUACAUACAGUAAUUAUAUGACUGCUCAAGAAGAAUUGUACAUAUCUAAACAGAGAAAUAAUCAAAGUACAGCAAUAAAGUGA